Molecule: messenger RNA, 1893 nt
Organism: Penicillium brevicompactum
Lineage: Eukaryota; Fungi; Ascomycota; Eurotiomycetes; Eurotiales; Aspergillaceae
Gene: spb4
Product: ATP-dependent RNA helicase SPB4
Exons: 2
Coding region: 1-1893 (630 amino acids)
Cellular component (GO): nucleolus
Molecular function (GO): RNA helicase activity; ATP binding; nucleic acid binding
Source: RefSeq, a predicted model, not a curated record
AUGCCUCCCAAGUCGUCGUCGCGGGCGUGGGAUGCCCUCGAGCCCCCAUUGUCGGAAUGGACCCUCGAUGCCAUGGGCUCAAUGGGCUUCACGCGCAUGACUCCAGUUCAAGCCUCGGCCAUCCCUCUGUUUAUGCAACACAAAGAUGUGGUGGUGGAAGCUGUCACCGGAAGUGGAAAGACAUUGUCAUUCCUCAUCCCCAUUGUUGAAAAGCUCCUUCGCCUGGAUGAGCCCCUCAAGAAGCACCAUGUCGGCGCCAUCGUCAUUUCUCCUACCAGAGAACUAGCUUCGCAAAUCCACCAAGUCCUUCUCUCCCUUUUGGAAUUCCACUCAGACUCGGCGGCGGCUAUCAAGCCCGCCGAAGAGGGUGCACCUCGCCAAAAAUCCUCGACAAUGAAGGUUGUGCCGCAGCUCCUUCUGGGUGGUGGAACAUCCCCGGCAGAGGAUCUGAAGAUCUUCCUCAAGAACUCUCCCAACGUGCUUGUUGGCACCCCCGGAAGAUUGUUAGAGCUUCUUUCGUCGCCCCAUGUCCACUGUCCUCAGUCAACCUUUGAGAUGCUUGUGCUGGACGAGGCCGACAGACUUCUGGAUCUUGGAUUCAAGGAAGAUUUGCAAAAGAUCUUGCGCCGCUUGCCAAAGCAGCGGAGAACCGGGUUAUUCAGCGCUAGUAUCAGCGAAGCUGUGGAUCAAAUUGUGCGCCUUGGUCUACGAAACCCUGUCAAGAUUGCCGUUAAGGUCAAAGGAGCCGGUGCCGAAGAGAAACGCACUCCGGCAAGUCUACAAAUGACCUAUUUGACAACGCCUCCCCUUCACAAAUUUGCAAUUCUGAAGCAUAUUCUCUCAUCGGUUCAACCCACACCCCAAAAGACCAUUUUCUUCGUAUCGACAUGCUCCAGUGUUGAUUACCUCGCCACCAUACUGCCUAUCAUGCUGGGCAGCAGUUUUGUCCUAGUCCCACUACAUGGAAAGCACCAGGCCAACGUCCGCCAAAAGAACUUCACCAAAUUCACGACCUCCACUACCCCCUCCAUCCUCCUCACUACUGAUGUCGCCGCUCGCGGUCUGGAUAUCCCUUCAGUCGAUCUAGUGGUUCAAAUCGACCCACCAUCAGAUCCCAAAACUUUCAUUCACAGAUGUGGUCGAGCCGGUCGCGCGGGUCGCAGAGGCCUCAGUAUUGUUCUUGUCCACCCUGGUCGCGAGGAGGACUACGUUUCAUUUUUGGAGAUCCGCAAAACCCCCGUUGCGCCAUUCAACAUUACCGAGCUGUCCGACGAAGAGGCCAUGGCCUCCAUCGACAAGGUUCGCCGGGCUACAAUGAAGGACCGUGCUAUGUACGACAAGGGUCAGAAGGCGUUUGUCAGCUGGCUGCGCAGCUACAGCAAGCAUCAAGCAAGCAGUAUCUUCCGGGUUACAGAUCUAGACUGGGAGGCGCUCGGUAAGGCAUGGGGUCUUCUCAGACUACCCAAGAUGCCCGAGUCACGCCACUUUGAGGGAGACAAGACGUUGGGUAUCAAGAUGGACUGGGACAACUACACCUACAAGGACAAGCAACAAGAGAAGCGUCGCCAGGAAGCUAUUGCAGAGGCUGCCAAUAGUGCCAAUACCGAGCAAGGUACUAAACGCCGGGCCACGGAGAGUGUGGCUUGGAGUCAGAAGACCGAGGAUCGGGAACAGAGACUCAAGAAGAAGGAGGUCAAGAAGGCGCGCAAGGAGAAGGAUAGAUGGGAUAACCUGCCGGAGGACCAGAAGCAGAGGGCUCUUGAAACAGAGCGUAUGCUCGAGGAGGUUCGUGCCAAGAAUGAGCAAGAGCGCCUUGCGAGAUUGGCUGCGAAGAAAGAAGGCACUGAAGGUGCCGAAGGGGGGAGUUCAAGGGCUUCGACUAGGGGAAUGUAA